AAUAUAAUACAUAGAAGAUUACAAGACUAAUGUUCAUAAGAAGGAGAAGGAGAAGAGAAAGUUAGAAGUUUUUCAUUGCGAUAUGGAGGGGUAUGUAAUUAGUGGUUUUGUGUUGGUUUUCCCAACCGCGGUUGUGAUGGCAGUGGUGAUGAUAUUGCUCCAUUUUUACUUCUACGGUGCGUGGAGGAGGACGGCGGACGUGAGAAGGAAGUUGAGAGCACAAGGCGUGACUGGACCGCCACCGUCCAUUUUAUAUGGUAACUUGCCGGAGAUGCAAAAGAUCCAGUUGCAAACGGCUGCUAUGGCUUCUCCAUUGCAUUGUGCUUCGGCGAUUGUUGCUCAUGAUUAUACAUCUACUCUCUUUCCCUAUUUCGUCGAGUGGAGGAAGCAAUAUGGGCCAUUAUACACAUACUCGACAGGGACAAGACAGCAUCUUUACGCCAACAAGGUUGAACUUGUUAAGGACUUGAGCCUCUCCAACAAUCUCAACGUGGGGAAGCCUUUCUAUGUCACCAGAAAGCUUGCUCCAAUUCUUGGCCAAAGCGUCGUCCGCUCCAACGGCUCUGUUUGGGCAGUGCAACGUAAGGUCAUUGCCUCCGAGUUCUUCAUGGACCGUGUCCGGGCCAUGGGGUUCCACAUGGUCGAUGCGGCAUCGUGUCUGAUCAACAAAUGGGAAAGGAGGGUUGGAGACGGAACCGUCGAGAUUGAUGUCGAUGAAGAUCUAAGAGAGUUCUCGGCCGAUGUCAUUUCUAGAGCUUGCUUUGGGAGCUCAUAUGAGAAGGGGAAAGAGAUUUUUUCCAAGCUUAGAGAUCUCCAGAAGUUGAUUUCUGAGGAUAGCUUUCUGUUUGGUUACAGUUCAUGGAGUGAUAGAUUUUUGCGACCACGAAAACACAAAAGCAUAAAAAGGUUGGAGAAGGAGAUUGAGUCAAUAAUAUGGGAGACAGUUCAACAACGACAAAAAGAAUGCUCUAAAACCUCCUCGUCGGACAAGGAUUUGUUGCAGCUAAUAAUGGAAGCCACCAUCAAUGACCCAAAUAUUGGAGCCAGGGACUCUUCCAAGAACUUCAUUGUUGACAACUGCAAGAGCAUCUACUUCGCCGGCCAUGAGUCCACUGCCGUGGCCGCCACUUGGUCCUUGAUGCUCCUCGCUCUCCACCCCGAAUGGCAAGACCGUAUCCGCUCUGAGUUUGCUCAGGCUUGUCCUGACGGCCACCUUGACACGACUGCAACUUUACAACUCAAAUCGGUGAAUAUGGUGAUUCAUGAAACGUUACGAUUGUACCCACCAGCUGCAUUUGUGGCGAGGGAGACGUUUGCUGAGACACAACUCGGGAAUGUGGUGGUUCCAAAGGGCGUUUGCUUAUGGACUUUAAUUCCGAUGCUGCACAGAGAAGUCGAAAUAUGGGGAGAAGAUGCCAAUAAGUUCAAGCCAGAGCGGUUUGCAAAUGGCGUAGCUAAAGCGUGCAAGUUCCCUCAGGCCUACGUGCCAUUUGGGGCAGGCCCUAGACUAUGUUUAGGGAAGAACUUCGCAUUAGUUGAAUUGAAGAUCAUAAUUUCUCUUAUAGUUUCCAAGUUUAGAUUCUCAUUGUCUCCAGAGUAUCACCAUUGCCCUUCAUAUAGAAUGGUUGUGGAGCCUGCAAAUGGUGUGAAGAUUGUUUUCCAAAGGCUUUGAAUUAGGGUCUAAGAACAUUGUAAAUGAGAUAAAUUUAGCUUAGUAUGUGUGUUUAUUUAUCAUUUGGUACAAGUUUGUUAGUUAUACAAGGCUACGCAAAUAUGCAUUAUGGAAAUUACUUUUGAUUCACCGUA
This is a messenger RNA of Cucumis melo (muskmelon), 1806 nucleotides long. Its product is annotated as cytochrome P450 714A1-like. NCBI's taxonomy places the organism in Eukaryota, Viridiplantae, Streptophyta, Magnoliopsida, Cucurbitales, Cucurbitaceae. The coding region runs from base 83 to 1672 and encodes 529 amino acids. Gene Ontology annotation, molecular function: monooxygenase activity; iron ion binding; heme binding. The transcript is spliced from 4 exons. The record is from RefSeq and is a predicted model, not a curated record.